GACCUUUUUAAUAAAAAAAAACAUUUUAACAAUAUUACAAUGGACACAUGACUAACUAUCAACCAGGAAGCUGAAACUUAAAUUGUAACAAAAAGGUUUGAAUUAUUUCCGUGAUAGAAAUAGGCAUUUCAUUACUUCAUGCAUUUAACCAUUAAACAUUUCUAUUGUUUAAAACGGAAAAUUGUGUAUUUUUUGUCCAAAUGAAUCAAUUGCUCACAUGACGUACUAGCAUGCGGCUGCUAUACUUUGUGUGUUGGAUAUUUAUUGAAAGAAGUGCCCAUUGUAAACAGCUACCUCCUGUGAUUUUGGUUCCAGGUGAUGGCGGCUCAAGAAUUGAAGCGAGGCUGAACAAAUCUUCACAUGGACCUUAUCCACUGUGUGACCAGCGUACAAAAGAUUUUUAUGUUAUAUGGGUGAACAUUGCAAGUGUUGUUCAUCCCCUUCCGACCGACUGCCUCGUUGAAAACUUUAGAUUAGAAUAUAACAACAAGACGCAUAGAACCAGUUAUCCAGAGGGUGUUGACAUACGGGUACCUGGAUUUGGUGGAACAGACAGCGUGGAAUGGUUAAGUGAUACUCAUUUUCCGAAACUCGGUUACUUCCACGAACUAGCAGAGAAUAUGGUAAAAUGGGGAUAUGUUCGGAACAAAACCAUCAGAGGUGCUGCAUAUGAUUUCAGAAGAUCACCAAAUGAGCUUGAAGAUUAUUAUACAAAUUUGACAAAGCUGGUAGAAGAAACAUACUACAUGAACAACAACACAAAAGUUGUUAUUUUAGCCCACAGCUUAGGAAACCUAGUAAUACUGUACUUUCUUAACCACAAAAGACAGGAAUGGAAGGACAAAUACAUCAGAUCAUUUAUAACACUUGGUGCACCGUGGGGAGGAAGCGUCAAAGCAUUGAGGAUGAUUGUUUCUGGCGACAAUGUCAACAUCAUUACAAUCGCAGCAUUAAAAGCUCGUCCAAUGCAACGCUCUAUGACAAGCUCCGCCUUCCUUAUGCCGACCAAUCAGUUUUGGAGCAAGUCGGAGGUUUUAAUUCAAACACCUAAACGGAACUAUACUGUGAACGAUUAUCAACAGCUCUUCAAGGACCUUAAUUUUACAGAUGGGUUUUUAAUGCGAGAAGAUGUAGAAGGUUUGGUCAACCCCUUGAGGCCCCCGAAUGUGGAAGUCUAUUGUCUCUAUGGGAACGGUUUGAAUACUACAGCUAAAUGGGUAUAUGGAGAAGGCGCAUUUCCGGACAAACGACCAAAACCUGUGGAUGAAGAUGGCGACCAAACUGUUAAUAUCAGAAGUCUCGAGGGUUGCUUGCCAUGGAAACAUCUUCAAACACAGCCAUUCCACUCGAAAGCAUUUCAGGGAAUUGGUCACGUGGACAUUAUAAAUCAUGGUGUGUCUAUCGGUUACAUUAAAUCAGUCUUGACGAAUUUAGACUGAAGAGCUUUUCUAAAGCAUUAUUAUGUUGGGGAAACAUUUUACAAUCGUGUUUUAAAAAGAAUAAUAUAUGCAGUUUCAAGUUUUU
Molecule: messenger RNA, 1524 nt
Organism: Mytilus trossulus (common blue mussel)
Lineage: Eukaryota; Metazoa; Mollusca; Bivalvia; Mytilida; Mytilidae
Product: phospholipase A2 group XV-like
Exons: 6
Coding region: 231-1439 (402 amino acids)
Biological process (GO): lipid metabolic process
Source: RefSeq, a predicted model, not a curated record